Messenger RNA from Hibiscus syriacus, 3881 nucleotides. Its product is annotated as probable serine/threonine-protein kinase SIS8. Gene Ontology annotation, biological process: protein phosphorylation. The record is from RefSeq and is a predicted model, not a curated record. Gene Ontology annotation, molecular function: ATP binding; protein kinase activity. The transcript is spliced from 14 exons. Lineage: Eukaryota; Viridiplantae; Streptophyta; Magnoliopsida; Malvales; Malvaceae. Bases 488 to 3601 code for a protein of 1037 amino acids.
CAAACUACUCCCUUUUAUAUGCUUUCUUAUCUAAUUCUAUAUCCCAACAGAAAGACCCAUUCUUUUUCUUAAUCUGGGUGUGGAAAUUUUUUGUUGCUUUUUUGGGUUGUUGGAGGUGAAUGAAACUGUUGGUUCUUUGUAUGCUGUUGAACUCUUUUAUUUUUGCUGGAUUUCGUUGUAAAGGAGGGUUUUUUCUUUGAACUGAAACAUCUGGGUCCUUCUGAUAUUUGACCAACUUUGCUGGGCAUCGCUUUGAAAUUAUGGUGGUUUUGGGGCUUGGAUUUGACGAGUUGAUCUUUUGGAUAGCUUGAGAGUUGGAAGGUAAUUUGGAAAAAAAGAAGGGUUUUUUUUUCCAUUUUAUUUUAUAGUUUGUUUUUGGAUUUGUUUGAACCUAGAUUUCAAUUCAUGCUUGGUCCAAGACAAUGGAGAUGUUUAUGGCCAGAUUUUUACUUCUUUAGCAUUGGAUGCUAUGUCUUGGUGAAAUAAUAUGAAGAAUCUUCUCAAGAAACUGCAUAUGAUGUCUAAUCAAUCGGAUGAUGUAGAAGGGUCAACUGCAUCAAAAGGCAACAAGUCCAGUGAUGUAUCGUCAUCUUCAACUGAUAAGGCCCUGCAGUCAAAGCCUCAUCAUAGUCCUGAUAACAAUAAACCAUUGUCUGUACUUUCCAAUUGGUUAAAUUCAGUUGCUAAUAGAAAAGGUCCUAGGUCGCCAUCUUCUUCAAACGUGAAAAGGGAGGAAAGUAUGGAACCGACUGAUUUAGUUAGUACUAGUGGCUUAGAGGCUGCCUUGGACGCAGUAAGGCGCGAUUCAGGAUCUAGUAACUCAAGGAAUCCUGAUAUAGAAGAGGAGUAUCAGAUACAAUUGGCCCUGGAGUUGAGUGCCAGGGAGGAUCCCGAGGCGGUUCAAAUUGAGGCUGUUAAGCAAAUUAGUUUAGGCUCUUGUGAUCCGGAGAAUACUCCAGCUGAAGUUGUUGCUUUUAGAUAUUGGAAUUAUAAUUCUCUUGAUUAUGAUGACAAGAUCCUGGAUGGCUUUUAUGACCUGUAUGGAGUUCUAACUGAACCCACUUCAGAAAGAAUGCCUUCACUUCUUGAUCUGCAAGGGGCAUCGGUGUCAGACAAUGUCUCUUGGGAAGCAGUUUUGGUCAAUAGGGCUUUUGAUGCAAAUUUGAUGAAACUUGAACUAAAAACACUAGAUAUGACAGUGAAGUUAAGAUCAGAAUCUUUGGCUUCUGUAAGCAGCAACCUGAUGCAAAAACUUGCGGUUCUAGUUUCUGACUAUAUGGGUGGACCAGUUGCUGAUCCUGAAAACAUGUCCCGAGCCUGGCGAAGUCUUAGUUACAGUUUAAAAGCUACCCUUGGCAGCAUGGUUUUGCCACUUGGAUCUUUAACGAUUGGGUUGGCUCGUCAUCGUGCAUUGCUAUUCAAGGUUUUGGCUGAUACUGCUGGUAUUCCUUGCCGAUUGGUUAAGGGGCAGCAAUACACAGGUUCUGACGAUGUAGCAAUAAAUUUUGUAAAGAUUGGUGAUGGAAGCGAAUACAUUGUUGACCUAAUGGCCGAUCCUGGAACACUUAUUCCUUCUGAUGUAGCUGGAUCGCAUGUGGAAUAUGCUGAUUCUUUCUUUUCCACCAGUCCUUUGUCCAGAGACAUUGAUUCAUCUCAUAUGGCCUCUUCUAGUAGUGGGAUUGGGAGUUCAUUUGAAGACAAUUCAGAGUUUGGGACAGCUGAGAGGAGAUCCAGGUUAAAAAAAUUUGCUACUGGAGGAAACCAAUCUGAUGAAAGAGGUGAUUUUAAUGCUUUUGCAGAUUUAUCUGGGGCAACUAGCAGUCUGGAGCAAACUAAGGAACCCAUAGAAGACCUUAAAACCCCUUACAUGGAGAAGCAACCUGUGCGAGAACUUCCUAACAGACCUACUCAUGCACAUGCAAGAUCUCCUUCCUGGACAGAAGGUAUUAGCUCUCCUGCUGUGCGUAGGAUGAAGGUGAAAGAUGUCUCGCAGUACAUGCUUGAUGCUGCCAAGGAGAAUCCACAGUUAGCUCAAAAACUUCAUGAUGUUUUACUUGAGAGUGGUGUCGUUGCUCCCCCUAACUUAUUCACCGAGGCUUAUUCCGAGCAGUUAGACAGAUCAAUUGUUGAAGUCAGGUUGGCAGCUGAGACUAAAGAUGGAAACAUACAGAGCACUGGACCUCUCGAAGGUAAGAAUCAAGAUGAUUUUGGGCCCUCUCAUCGCUUGCCUCCUCUACCCCAUCGCAAAGUAUAUGUCAAAGCAAGCUCUCCUCAUAACCAACCUGAGCAUCUUAAACCCAGGGAAGGCCUAAGGGUCUCUUAUCCAUUGGAUGCCAGGGAAUCCAUUGGAACACCUGUGUCAUUACAAGUUGAUGCAGCUCCUAUUCAAUAUUCUAGAAAUAUCCCAGUUGCUGCUGCAGCAGCAGCUGCUGCUGCUGUUGUUGCGUCUUCAAUGGUAGUUGCUGCAGCAAAGUCUUGCACUGAUUCAAAUGUUGAACUUCCAUUAGCUGCUGCUGCUACUGCUACUGCUACGGCUGCUGCUGUGGUGGCAACUAGUGCAGCUGUGAAUAAGCAUAAUGAUGUAGUUGCUGAUUUAGCUGGCAGUGAGCCACAAGGUAGUGGUGAAAGGGAACAUGAUGUUUUGGGGGUCAACUCAGAAGGUGAGAGAAUAUCAGAUAGAUCAGCUGGUAAUGAUAGUUCAAAGUCAGAUGUUGCACUUGAAGAUAUUGCAGAUUGUGAGAUUCCAUGGGAGGAAAUCAUGUUGGGAGAGCGCAUUGGACUUGGCUCAUAUGGUGAGGUUCAUCGUGGAGAAUGGCAUGGAACUGAAGUUGCGGUGAAAAAGUUCCUGGAUCAAGAUAUCUCCGGGGAACUACUUGAAGAAUUCAAAAGCGAGGUCCUAAUCAUGAAAAAAAUCAGACAUCCCAAUGUUGUUCUUUUCAUGGGAGCUGUAACUCGUCCUCCAAAUCUUUCAAUUGUAACAGAAUUUCUUCAUAGAGGUAGUUUGUAUAGGCUACUUCAUCGGCCAAAUAAUCAAUUAGAUGAGCGGCGACGUUUGAGAAUGGCUCUUGAUGCGGCUCGGGGAAUGAAUUACUUGCACAAUUGCACUCCAAUGAUUGUACACCGUGAUUUGAAGUCCCCAAAUCUUUUAGUUGAUAAAAAUUGGGUUGUAAAGGUUUGUGAUUUUGGUUUAUCACGGAUGAAGCACAGCACAUAUCUAUCAUCGAGGUCAACUGCAGGGACGGCUGAGUGGAUGGCUCCAGAGGUACUAAGAAAUGAACCUUCAAAUGAGAAGUGUGAUGUUUAUAGCUUUGGAGUUAUUUUAUGGGAGCUCUCUACAUUACGACAACCAUGGGGAGGGAUGAAUCCCAUGCAAGUUGUUGGUGCAGUAGGAUUUCAGCAUCGUAGACUUGACAUCCCAGAUGACAUGGAUCCUACCAUUGCAGAAAUUAUUAGAAGGUGUUGGCAGACAGAUCCAAAACUGAGGCCAACAUUUGCAGAAAUUAUGGCUGCUUUGAAGCCCCUGCAAAAGCCAAUAACAAGUGCACAAGUACCUAGAUCAACUGCAUCUUUAUCAAGUGCCAGUGAGAGAAUUCAGUCAUAAAAGUGUUUUUAAAGUGCUGGUCCUGAACUGUUUGGGACGAAGGCCAUUUUCAACGUGCAUUUAUUUGUAAAAAGAAGAAAAGGAAGAAAGAAAGUGAAGUUGUAAUCAGUGGAUUGCCUCAUUUUGUGUUCUAGAGGGGUUUUUUAAAUUGUAAACAGUGAUGGUAGUCAAGGGAGUCAAAACUGCAGAUUGUUUUAAUCUGCUGAACAUUUGUUAGCUGAAACACGAAACAGUGGUUCACCGAGGAAUAGGAUUCCCUUUUGUGGAAGCUAAAUUUGAA